AUACACUCAGACACACUGAAAGCGAGUAGAAAGCUGCACUAUCAUGUCUGCUGACGUUGUGGAUGGAGGAUCGGGAUGUAAAAAGGUCAUCUUAAUAAAGCGCGCUUAAUUUGCUGUUGAAGUACCAAUGCAGAAGUGGACAGUCUUGCUUUAAGAAGUGAUCCGACUCUCACUCAUCUCUCUCUCUCUCUCUCUCUCUCGUUCCAGCUGGGCUACAUUGUAAUACACACACAAACACGCACGCUCACUCACACGCUCGCUCUGACUCUCUGACACAGACUCUCUACUUAGUGCGGUGGAAAGAGGACUGAGGCUCACACUAUCAGCACAGCUUCUCAAUGGUGGGACGCAGCCAAGAGCAGACAGAGCAGUCUUUCCACUGGAGCCUUCCGCUGCACGCGUGAGAAGGAGACGACAAGUGAGGGGGGUAAAUUAGCUCCCUGUCAUCACAACAGAGUUCUACUGACAGAGAGAGAAGAGACACAGACUGAAGGAAGGAGAGGAAAAAAGAUCUGCACCUAUGUGGCUGAUACAGCAGUGACAUGAACAGCCUCCCAUCCCUCAAAUCCUGGCCAGUUUGUGACACUGAUCCCUGGUUGCUUUGUUUUUUGGUGAAUGUUUGUGCUGCCAAGGAUUUCCAAAGGAACUGAGCAGCAGGGAGGAGAUACUGAGGAAAAGAACAGCAUUUUAGCCCCAUAUGUGCGGUGUUCUACUUAUUUGAGUACUGGAAUUUCAGGCGGGAAUCCCUGGCUUCAAAGUAUGGAUGGAUUUAAGACCGAGGAGUGAGUCCUGGGCAGGCAGGCAGUGAUUCUGACUGAGCUCCUUUCCUUCUGAACACACUGCUCAGACUCGGCCUUACCAUGUCCUGGUUGUUGGCCAUGUGGAUUAGCCUCGGCUUCCUGCUGCUGUGCCAGGCCACACUCUACCAGACCAUCCAGCAGCACCACGUGGCCCGGCCCGGUCGAACCGACAUUCUCACCCUGGAGGGUGGUACAUGUGAGGUGAUUGCCGCCCACCGAUGCUGUAACAAGAAUCGCAUUGAGGAGCGUUCGCAGACAGUCAAGUGCUCCUGUUUACCGGGAAAAGUGGCUGGAACAACACGCAACAAACCCUCCUGUGUGGAUGCGUCCAUUGUAAUUGGGAAGUGGUGGUGUGAGAUGGAGCCAUGUCUGGAGGGAGAAGAGUGUAAGACUCUGCCUGACAACUCUGGAUGGAUGUGUUCUUCUGGGAACAAAAUCAAGACCACAAGGGUGAGAUGUCACAUACACUCACGCACACCUUUGCACAAAUGGAUGUUUCUUGUAUAUGUACACAGAUCUGCACUCACAAUGUACGGAUGCACACAUACUGUAUAUAUAACAUACACCUAUAUUGUAUUCCUGUUCUGUAUGUAGACAUUUUAACCAUGCCAAAAACACACUUGCACAACCACACACUCAUACCAUUUGUCACACAGUUUAUGCCUGCAGUACCACGACAGCCAGAUUUCACUUUACUAUUCAACAGUUCUUUUGUGACUUGAAAUUAGGGAUCGCUAGAAACAACAAGAGGCUGUAUAUGAAUACUUUGAUUAAAUGUUUUAACAAAGCUUCUCUGCCAACUGCCUGCUUCAUUUUUAAUUAAUCUGCCACUGAACAAUCAAACGCGCAUAGUGUUAAACUGGUGGAUAAAAGGAAUGCACACAAAUCAUAUUGUACAAAGAAUACUCUUAAAGUGCAGCGCUUCUGUGUGCUUUAUAUAACCAGAUGAAUUCUGUUCAUUGUAAGCAACCUAUCUGAGGGCCCAUAGUAGUAAAGAACAAAUUUAAAGCAGGUGUAAACAAACAGGUAGGCGCUGCCUCAGGCCACACUCCUCUCAGAGAUCAAGUUAACAGCCACUCUGCUCCUCCACUGCCUUUGGGCUCUGUAAACCGACUGUCAGUGCGGCAUGCAAAAAUUAAGGGAGUAAUAUCCUCGAGGCCAGCAGUCCAGAACUCUGUGACAGGUUGAUUACCUCAUCUGUGCAACCCUAACCCUCCUCCAGCACCAUGCACACAUCCACACUCCAUAACUGGACCCCCAAAAGAAACUCCUCUUAGUGCUUGGUGACAGUGGCUUUGCAUAGAAGCAGACUACUGUGAUGGUAGGGAAACAAGGAACAGAGACAAGGUUAAACCACCAGUGGCCGACGAAGGAUGUUCUGCAGAUUUAUAUGCCAGCAGAUAGACAUAACGUUUUCCCUGGGCCCCCACAGCCACCACAGGCCUAAACUUUUCACAAAGAAGUUGAUCAAAUGGGGUCUUGCCAGUCCAUCAAGGUAAGGUGCAGUACUUGGUUCACUCUAAAGAAUGCAUUUCUAAUUCUCAAUUCAAUACUUUGCAUAAUGUAAAAUAAGUAAACUUGAAAUGAUGACUGUCUUUAUAUAACUUGGGACAAAAUAUUCUCUUAAGAAAUAUAAGUCAAAAUUGUAAAUGUUUGCACACAAAUAGAGAAAAAGCAUUAAAUGAUAAUUAUGAGUAAAAUAGUUUUGGUCUAAAUUAAUUAAAAUUUUAAGAAAAGAGGUUCCAAAGGUCAGACCUAAAGCUGUUUUUCUGCCCAACACACACGUGUCCUUUUUUCUUGACCCUCUCUUUGCAGAACACCCAGCCAUACUCCCCUUUUUAGCUUCCGGAAGCAAAAUGCAGAGGAUGCAUCAACAGAAAUCGAGCUGCAUUCUUGCUUCU
Molecule: messenger RNA, 2701 nt
Organism: Monopterus albus (swamp eel)
Lineage: Eukaryota; Metazoa; Chordata; Actinopteri; Synbranchiformes; Synbranchidae
Gene: tafa1b
Product: TAFA chemokine like family member 1b
Exons: 4
Coding region: 861-1394 (177 amino acids)
Biological process (GO): regulation of neuroblast proliferation; neuroblast differentiation
Molecular function (GO): receptor ligand activity
Source: RefSeq, a predicted model, not a curated record